CGAUAAAUAUUCCAGAGAGGGGUCCUCAACACUCAACGGCUGUGUUGUGAAGAGAGUUGUGUGGCUGUGUGAGACCGCUUUAGUCUAGAAUGUCUAAAAGAAAAAACAGCUCUGUCAGUGAAAGCCUCAACAAACGGGUCAGAGCUGUGGAGGAAGAAGAUGACGAUAAUGACAAUGUUGAUGAUAACGACCAGGACGACCCUGUUUUGAGCCAGGUCCAAGAUGGUGGUAGUGGUGGUGAUGAUGUAGUGAGAGAUGCAGGGAUUGUGGAGAGCAUCACCUUAAAGAACUUCAUGUGCCACACACUCCUCGGCCCAUUCGCCUUUGGUUCCAAUGUCAACUUUGUUGUCGGCAACAAUGGAAGUGGGAAGAGUGCCGUCUUGACUGCUCUCAUAGUUGCUCUAGGUGGCAAUGCACAGGCUACAAACAGAGGAUCAUCCCUCAAAGGUUUUGUCAAAGAAGGAGAAAGCUCAGCUGAUGUGUCGGUUACCCUGCGUAACAGAGGAAAGGAUGCUUACAAACCUGAAGUGUUUGGUCCAGCCAUCACUGUAGACCUCAGAAUAACACGAGAGGGGUUGAGAACCUAUAAACUGAAGAGCAAGUCAGGUCAAGUUGUCUCAACAAAGAAGGAAGAGCUUAUGUCCAUGCUGGACAAUUUUAAUAUUCAGGUCAACAAUCCUAUUUCAGUUCUGACUCAAGAGAUGAGCAAAUACUUCUUACAUUCAAAAGGAGAAGGGGACAAGUACAAGUUUUUUAUGAAAGCCACACAACUGGACCAGAUGAGAGAGGACUUUGUUUACAUCAAAAGCACCAAGCAUGUCACUGCUGAUAAAGUGGAGCAACACAGUGAACACUUGAAAGAUAUAAAGCAGAAUUAUCGUGAAAAAGAGGAAUGUUACAAGAGCCUGACAUCUCUUGACGAAAUGUCCACCAAACUGGAGGAGUUACGGAAGCAGAUGGCUUGGGCUUUGGUGACCGAAAUGGAGAAGGAGUUGGAGCCGAUGAAGGAAAAGCUGCAGUUGGACAGAAAGUCCACAGAGAAAUAUGAUGAGAAAGUUGAUGAGUGGAAGCAUAAGGUUGAGGAGUCUGAGAAGAAGUACAAACAGAUUCAGGAACAGUUGGAGGGGAUCACCCAACAGGUCCAGGACCUCCAGCCCAGAUGCACCGAGCUUAAGGCUGAGGCGCAAAGACGUAAUACUCUUCUCAAGUCCUGUGAGGUAACUGUCCACCGAUGCAAAGCUAACCUGAGGGACCUGGAAAAGGACAAGGCUCAGUUGUCCACAAGGAUCAAUGAUCUCAAGCUAAGCAUCAGUCAGACCACAGGAGCAGAGAGUCAAGCCAGGACAGAGCAUAUGGAGCAGAUAAAGGCUGAGCUGGAGAACAUAACACACCACAUCUCCACUCUGAGCCAGCAGACUGACCAGUAUCAACAUGCCUGCACCCGAUUAAAGGAAGAACAUGGAAAGAUUGGGAGAGAACUGGCAGUACUGCAAAAGUCUAUCGAUGCCAACGAAAGAAACGUGCGGACUCUGGAAAGCAGUCGCUCCAAUCGGCUGCGGCGUUUCGGAGAGCACAUGCCUGCACUGCUCACUGCCAUUGAGGAGGCUCACAAAAGGGGCCAGUUCAAGCAAAAACCCAGAGGACCUCUGGGUUACCUAAUUAGCCUAAAGGAUCCUGAGCUGGCCUUGGCUGUAGAAGUUUGUCUUAAAGGGCAGCUGCAGGCCUUCACCUGUGACAAUUAUGAAGAUGAGAAGGUACUACAGGGACUCAUGGCUAGAGCGUACCAAGGUGGUCGCAGACCAACCAUCAUUACCAGCCAAUUCAUCCCUCGACUCCAUGAUACGACGAGGAGGGCUGUGAAUCACCCUCAAUAUCCCUCAGUGCUUCAAGCUCUGGAGAUUGAGGACCACAUUGUCGCAAACUGCCUGAUAGAUCAGCGGGGCAUAGAAAGUAUUCUACUCAUUAAGAAUCGAACAGAGGCUCGGCGAGUGAUGCAGAGCAGAAACCCUCCCCAGAACUGUUACCUGGCCUUCUCUAAAGACGGAGAUCAGAUCGACAACAGCCGCAGUUAUACCGCUGAUCAGACCAGAGCCAACUACCUCUCUGGAGAUGUUGAAGAGGAAAUCAGACAUUUGCAGAAGGAGAUAGAGAACCAGAAAGCUCAGGCAACUCGUAUCCAGCAACAGAUAAAAAAGAUAAAUGAAGACAUCAAACAGAAUGAAGGGCUGCUGAGGAGAACUUACAUGGAGCAGAAGACGACUAAAGAUAAAGCCACAAAACUACAGCUGGAGCUAAGUGACCUGCAGAAUGUGGAAGAGCCUCAGUCGGAGGACUUAAACCCUCUGGAGGAGGAACUUCAGGAGAUAAUUACAAAGAUUGCAUCCAAGCGUGCCGAGUACGAGGAGACGAGAAAUCAGAUGGCCAACCUCAGGACUUCCUACGAGGAGGCAGAGCAGGAGUACAAGCGACACAAAGAGCAGAUCAACACCAUCCGAGAGGAAGCUGAUCCAAUCAAGGAUGAGCUGAGUAAAACUGACCAGGAUGUGAUGAAGUGCAAGCAUCACAAAAAACACUACGAAGAGAAGCGCAGCACCCAUCUCCACAACAUCCAGACCCUCGAAGCCAACGUGAAAAGCAAGGAGCAGGAACAUCAGGCAUCUGUAGCCAAGGCUACAGAAAUCUCCCCAGAGCGCGUGGAAGUGCGUCGCACGGCCAAAAGUCUGGACAGUGAGAUCACUCGUCUGAAAGCUAAGAUCUCGUCCCAGCAGGAACAACAAGGUGACCGUGAGGAGAUUGUAAGACAGUACCACGAGGCUCUGGAGAGCUACAAGAACCUCACACAUCAAGUGAAGAACCUCAACAGCUUCAUCAAAUGCCUGGACAAUGUGAUGAACCGCAGACUGUAUGUUUACGCCGAGCUCAGGAGAUUCCUCUCUGCCCGCUGUAAAUACUACUUUGACAGCAUGUUGAAACAGAGGGGCUACACUGGAAGUAUGACCUUUGAUCACAAGAACGAAACGCUCUCCAUUUCAGUUCAGCCAGGCCAGGGAAGCGGGACUGACCUGAGAGACAUGCGUUCUCUGUCUGGAGGCGAGCGCUCCUUCUCCACUGUUUGCUUCGUGCUCUCUCUUUGGGCCAUCACAGAGGCGCCUUUCCGCUGCCUCGAUGAGUUUGACGUUUACAUGGACAUGGUGAACAGGAGGAUAUCAAUGGACAUGAUGCUGAAAGUGGCUGCUGGUCAACGCAAAAGGCAGUUUAUAUUCCUCACUCCACAAAGCAUGAGCACUCUUCCUGUAAGCGAAAACACCCACAUCUUACGAAUGAAAGAUCCAGACCGGAGCCACAAUGACUCGCCAACAAAUCAUGACAACCACCAGUAGCGUUGCUAGUUUAUUUCACCAUCAGAGAGUUGCUUAAUACUUAAAGCCUAUCAUUGUAAAAAAAAAAAAAGAAAUGCAGCCACAUCUAUUUUAUUCAUAAAGUGGGCUUUGUGGGUUUUGUUAGUAAAUAAGUUUACUGUUCAGAGAUAGCAUAUUAAAUGUUUCCUAUAAGAUUGGAUUACAUUCAGGGUUUUGUACAGAGCGCAAGUAUUUUGUAUCUUUUUUUUUUUCUUU
Messenger RNA from Solea senegalensis (Senegalese sole), 3614 nucleotides. RefSeq names its product Structural maintenance of chromosomes protein 6-like (gene smc6). Bases 90 to 3380 code for a protein of 1096 amino acids. The record is from RefSeq and is a predicted model, not a curated record. Lineage: Eukaryota; Metazoa; Chordata; Actinopteri; Pleuronectiformes; Soleidae. Gene Ontology annotation, biological process: chromosome organization; double-strand break repair via homologous recombination. Gene Ontology annotation, molecular function: damaged DNA binding; protein binding; ATP binding. Gene Ontology annotation, cellular component: chromosome; Smc5-Smc6 complex; nucleus. The transcript is spliced from 26 exons.